AUGAAUCCGUAUCGAAGCAAAGGAGCCUGUUGCGGAAAGAUGAAGCGCAAAUGUAAAUGCAAACGAUCAGCCACAAAGGUCACUGUGAAGCAAGAAGUUGUGGUCAAAGAAGAACCCACGGAUGGCAUCGAAUUGCUUCAUUAUCCACUACCGCCGUCGCCAGUCGAAGCUAACGCCUCAAUCAAAUCAGAGAGCGAAAGUGACAGCGAAGUCGAACCUGUGAAGAAGGAAAUCAAGUGCGAAGACGAAUGCUUGACGAAAAAAAACGAAAAAGAAGAAAACGGAUGCUUGAAAGCCGAAGCAGAUAGAGAUGAAUUAGUUGGUAAAGACUCACGCGGACCAAGACCAAAGUUGAACAACAAGGGAGCAAAUCAGAAACGAAAAGGCGAUGGCAAGAAGAACAAAGGCGCAAAAAGAGAUCGCAACGGGAAAACAUCGAAGAAACCAGUGGCAAGUGCACAGAAGAAAUACAAAUGUCAUUUCUGUGAUUAUGUUUCAUCGUACAAAUCACAUCUCACAAGACAUAUUCGAACCCACACUGGCGAGAAGCCCUUUGAAUAUGAAAUAUGUACCAAGGCUUUUGCACAGAAGAGCCAGUUAAAUCAACACAAAAAAAUCCAUGGUCCAAAACUUCCAUUCAGCUGUUCGAAGUGUCGCUGUGGAUUUGCGAAUGAAACUAAAAAGAUCAACCACGAAAAUGGAUGCAAAGCUUAUCAGUAUGCAUGCUACUUAUGUGGAACUGUCAUUAAGGAAGUUCAUGGACUAAAGCGGCACAUGCGAAUUCACAGUUGCAUUAAGCCAUUCGCUUGCCAUGUUUGUUCCAGUGCAUUUGCACUUAAUGGUGAUCUAAAGAGGCAUUUUCGGACUCACGUCAAAGAACUGCCGUUUGCCUGCUCCAAAUGUGGUCAACGAUUCGCUCAAGAAAAUGAAAAACAAUUGCAUGAUGAUCAAUGCAAAGGCCGACGAUUAGAAUGCUAUCUCUGUCCAUAUCAAUGUUUCAACAAAUAUAAUUUGAAACGACAUAUGCAAGCAAAACACUUAGGCGAAAAAUCCUUCCGAUGUGGUGUUUGUGAAAAGGGAUUUUGUACAAAAUUCAAUCUUAAGCAACAUUUGGCAACACAUGCCAAACAACGUCCGUUUCGUUGUGCCAAAUGUUAUCGACCCUUUUUCCAAGAAAGUGACAAGGAAACUCACGAAGAACGCUGCAAUCGUCGCCUGUAUCAGUGCUACGUAUGUAAAGACUUAAAGCAAAAUUCACAUCAAUUAAAGCAACAUAUGCGAAGCCAUCAUACGGGUGACAAACCAUUUCCAUGCAAACUAUGCGAUACACGUUUUGCAACGCUUGAUGGAGCUAGACGCCACACGAAAACUCUCCACCGUAAUAAGAAUUAGUACUUAACAUAAGCCAUUCAAUCGCUUCUAUUCAAGUCCACAUUUACUUGCUU
Contarinia nasturtii (swede midge) is the source of this 1445-nucleotide messenger RNA. RefSeq names its product zinc finger protein 37-like. Gene Ontology annotation, biological process: regulation of transcription by RNA polymerase II. The record is from RefSeq and is a predicted model, not a curated record. The transcript has a single exon. Gene Ontology annotation, cellular component: nucleus. The coding region runs from base 1 to 1392 and encodes 463 amino acids. Gene Ontology annotation, molecular function: DNA-binding transcription factor activity, RNA polymerase II-specific; RNA polymerase II transcription regulatory region sequence-specific DNA binding. Lineage: Eukaryota; Metazoa; Arthropoda; Insecta; Diptera; Cecidomyiidae.